AUGUCGGACUUUCAGAUCAUGAACGAGGCGUACGCCAGAAACAUGCCCGCUGGUGUUAUGCCCGUACGCACCUGUGUGGCGGUCAAGGAACUGCCCUUUGGCUCGGAUGUGGAGAUCGAGUGCAUCGCAGCAUCGGAAAAAGCACAGUAA
This is a messenger RNA of Aspergillus japonicus CBS 114.51, 150 nucleotides long. RefSeq names its product RidA family protein. NCBI's taxonomy places the organism in Eukaryota, Fungi, Ascomycota, Eurotiomycetes, Eurotiales, Aspergillaceae. The record is from RefSeq and is a predicted model, not a curated record. The coding region runs from base 1 to 150 and encodes 49 amino acids. The transcript has 2 exons.